Morus notabilis is the source of this 802-nucleotide messenger RNA. RefSeq lists its product as uncharacterized. The annotation marks the transcript as partial. The transcript has 2 exons. The record is from RefSeq and is a predicted model, not a curated record. NCBI's taxonomy places the organism in Eukaryota, Viridiplantae, Streptophyta, Magnoliopsida, Rosales, Moraceae.
GUAAAGUUUGAGGUAAAGAUAGCUGCGGGAUUCCGCCCAAAGGAUAUUGUAAUCGAAGAGGCAAAUAAUGCCAAAGCAAAGUGGAUUGUAAUGGAUAGGUGCUUUGCUAAAGAUCCAAGUUUCCAACUAAACGGAACAAAAUUCAACGUAAUCUCGGUGAAUGACGACGGCGAAGCCAUUUUCCACCUUAGAUAUGCUCCUGAAAGCUCAUCAUCAGCCACGAUUAAAAAACUAAAAUCCGAGAACAGAUAUUUAAAAGUAAAAAAGGAACCAAAACCUCAAAUGAAGCCAUUUGAGUGUUUCAAGUUACCACCAACAUUAUCUCAACCUUCUUCUCCUAGUUCAUCAACUACUAGUCCUCCACAAAACGAAAAGCUUAAAAUGGAGGUGCCAGCAAUAGAAGGAAGUACUAGUAGUGCUGCUAUCUUUUCUCCGCGAAGUAAUAAUAACAUUUCGUCGAGAAAAUUCUGCGAUCCUAACUUUGUGCUAAGACUGCCAUUGAAACUGAGCAAGGAAGAGCUUGAAGAGAUAACGCUCAAGUUUAGCACGACCAUUUCCUCGGACGAGAGCCAGCACUUUGUGGUGUUUGAAGGGUUUUUUCCGGUUUAUCAGUUGCGCGUUAUGGUUAAGAUGUUUAGAGGAGAUUCUGGUGGAGUUUUUCUUGAGGCUGAGAAGAAGGCAGCCUUGUCUAUGCGCCAUAAGAAUAUAAUGAGGUUGAUUGGAUACCACCAAAGUGAAGAUACUACUUUUCUGGUGUUCCCAUUUGCUGAAAGAGGCACAUUGGAUUUAUGUAUUCUUAGUG